GGCGGCGGCAACUACAACUCCCAUGGGGCAGCGGGGCCGCGGCGCCCACGAGUCCCGGCAGCCUUUGCGAGCCCGAACCGGUCCGGGCAGUACCGGCAGGCGCCACGUGAGAGGCGCGGGAAUGUUCGUGGAAGCCGCGGAGAAGCGGCGGCCUCUCCGGAUGGCGGCGUGCGAAGAGGCGCCCGCGGUCCCGCCGGGGCAGGUGGAUGUCGCGCGCGGCCUAGAAAACCUGCCCGUGAGCGCGUGGCCCCCGGGGGCCGGGCCCGGGCCCUUCCAGUACACACCUGAUCAUGUACGUGGACCGGGUGCAGACAUGGAUCCCACUCAAAUAACCUUUCCCGGAUGCAUUUGUGUCAAAACUCCCUGCCUCCCUGGCACUUGCUCCUGUCUCCACUAUGAGGAAAAUUAUGAUGCUAAUUCAUGCCUUAGAGAUACUGGAUGGGAAGCAAAGUACGCCAAGCCUGUUUUUGAAUGCAAUGUCCUGUGCCAGUGUGGUGACCACUGCAGAAACAGAGUGGUCCAGAGGGGUCUGCAGUUCCACCUCCAGGUGUUCAAGACAGAUAAAAAAGGUUGGGGACUUCGUACCUUGGAAUUUAUACCAAAAGGAAGAUUUGUCUGUGAAUAUGCUGGCGAGGUUUUAGGAUUCUCUGAAGCACAGAGAAGAAUUCACUUACAAACGGUAUGUGACUCAAAUUACAUAAUAGCCAUCAGGGAACAUGUUUAUAAUGGGCAGAUAAUGGAAACAUUUGUUGACCCUACCUAUUUAGGAAAUAUUGGAAGAUUCCUUAAUCAUUCUUGUGAGCCAAACCUCUUGAUGAUUCCUGUCCGGAUUGACUCAAUGGUACCUAGGUUGGCACUCUUUGCAGCCAAAGACAUUUUGCCAGAAGAAGAACUCUCUUACGACUAUUCGGGAAGAUUUCUUAAUCUAAUGGACUGUGAAGACAAAGAAAGGCUGGAUGAGGGAAAACUAAGAAAACCUUGUUACUGUGGUGCCAAAUCGUGUACUGCUUUCCUCCCUUUCGACAGUUCGCUGUACGGCCCCUUAGAAAAGCCAAGCAUCAAUUAGGAAGGAAGCUGCCCAACCACUAAGAGAGGCCAGUGGGUGGGAAUGAGAACCAAGCAUGUGCGGCCCAGCGCCUUAUGCCUUCCUCUCCUCCAAGCAACUUACUCUUGAGGGAAGUCUGGUCCGUGGCAAGCAGCUUGCCCCUCUUCAUAAGGAA
Molecule: messenger RNA, 1220 nt
Organism: Microcebus murinus (gray mouse lemur)
Lineage: Eukaryota; Metazoa; Chordata; Mammalia; Primates; Cheirogaleidae
Source: RefSeq, a predicted model, not a curated record